GAUGGCAUAUGGGGCAAGGUUACUGUGGAGUCAAAAACAGUUGCCAAGGCCAAGAAAUUCUCAGAGACAGUCUGGAUGCAGGAAACUCACGAUCAUCUUUUGGAAAGCCCGGUCACUCGAGAGCAAUUAAACCACUACCGAAAUGUGGCCGAAAACACCCAAAGUGAACUUGCAGCAGUUUUGGUCAAAUUUGAAUGUGCCCAGUCGGAGCUUCGAGACCUCCGAUCCAAGAUGCUUUCUAAGGAAGUUUCCUUUCAAGAGUUGAAAGCAGAAAUGGAGAACUACAAAGAAAAUAAUGCCAGGAAGUCAUCUCUCCUCACCUCCUUAAGAGACAGAGUUCAGGAGCUAGAAGAAGAAUCGGCAGCACUUUCUACUUCUAAAAUCAGAACAGAAAUCACAGCUCAUAAUGCAGUCAAGGAGAACCAGGACUUGAAGAAGAAAGUUGUUGAACUACAUGAGAAUUUACAAAAGUGUUUAACUGAAAAUGAGGAGAAUAAGAAUCAAAUCUCAAAGAACUGCAGGAAGCAUGAGGAAUUUCUAGCUCAACUUCGAGACUUCUUAGAUCCAGACAAGAACAGCGCUGAGGUCUCAGAUGAAGAUUUGAUUUUAAAGCUUCGAGAGCUGUGCACGGAAAGCGCAGCCCUGAAAGGACGCAUCUCUGCUCUUGAAGAGACUGUAAAUGUCCAUGAGAUGGAGGCAAAAGCUAGCAGAGAAACGAUCAUGCGGCUGGUUUCAGAAGUAAACAGAGAGCAGAAAAAAGCUGCCUCCGAUCUUGAAGAGAAAGAGAAGCUGAGCCAGGACUUGCUCUGUGCUGCAGAGGCAAGAGAAGCUCUGGAAAGGGAAGUUAAAAUCUUCCGAGACAGGCUGCUUGUUGGGCAGCGGGCCUGGGAUGCCUCGAAGCAGGAGCUGAACCUCUUGAGGAAAAGUUCGUGUGACCUGGAGAAGAGUUUGAAGGCCAGUCUGGAGGCAGCCACGGCCUCGCAAAGCCAGUAUUCCUCAUUUAGGGGGAAAAUCACAGCUCUUCUUGAGGGCAGCUUGGGCGUGGCUGGGUCCACAGAGGACGCCAUUUUGGAGAGGAUCCGAGAGAUGGGCGUCCAGGAGGAGAGCAGGAAAAAGAUGGUCUCCCAGCUUGAAGCCCAAAUAUCUGAGCUUGUUGAACAGUUGGGAAAUGAGUCUGGGUUUCACCAGAAAGCUCUACAGAGGGCCCAGAAGGCAGAAAACAAGUUGGAUACCCUUCAGGGUCAGCUGACACACCUGGAGGGAGAGCUGAUUUCUGGAGAUGUUUUGCGAGACAACUUGAAUUUUGAGAAACAAAAAUAUCUUAAAUUUCUGGAUCAACUCUCAGAGAAAAUGAAACUGGACCAGAUGGCUGCUGAACUUGGCUUUGACAUGCGUCUGGAUGUAGUUUUAGCUCGAACAGAGCAGCUGGUCCGCCUUGAGAGCAAUGCCGUCAUUGAAAACAAGACUAUCGCCCACAAUUUACAGAGAAAGCUAAAGACCGAGAAAGAAAGACUAGAGAGCAAAGAGCUGCACAUGAACCUUCUCCGGCAGAAAAUCACUCGGCUGGAGGAGGAGAAGCAGGUGCGGACGGCGUUGGCUGUGGAGAGGGACGAGGCCAAUCUCGCCAUGAGGAGGUUGCAGAAGAAGGUGGAGAGGCUGCAGAAGGAGCUGAGUGAGUGCCGAGAACUGAACACUGAACUGAAAGCCAAACUGGCCGACACCAAUGAGCUUAAGAUUAAAACUUUGGAACAGAACAAAGCCAUUGAAUACCUACAUAAAUCCAGAGACAAACUGGAGAAGAUGAAGGAGAAAGCUGAGAAAAAGUUGAUGUCUGUUAAGUCAGAGCUGGACACGACAGAGCACGAGGCCAAGGAGGAUAAAGAGAGGGCCAGGAACAUGAUCGAAGUGGUCACCAGCGAAAUGAAGAUGCUGAAAAAAUCCCUGGUAGAAGCUGAAAAGAGAGAAAAACAGCUGGUGGACUUCAGGGAGGUGGUUUCCCAGAUGCUGGGCUUGAACCUGACCAGUCUCGCUCUUCCCGACUACGAGAUCAUCAAGUGCCUGGAAAGACUGAUCCAUUCGCACCAGUGUCACCUCGUCCCGUGUGCUUGCCUCAGAGAUGUGGCCGGCGGGCGAGAGAGACCCCCUCAAGGCCACUUCAAACCUCUAAAUUGAACGCCAUCUCUCUCGAGGGAGGUGGAGCUAAGAGAUGACACACAAUUCUAAUCUUCACAGAUUCCGCAAACCUUUGAAACUUGAUCAGUGUGUGAAUGGGUGUACUCUGACGGUGGAGCAAGAAUCCGUCGUUCAUGAGAAAGGGAUCUCGAAGGUGCCAGCUGCAGGAAAAUGUUGGCCCUGAAAGCACCUCUUAACUUCGUUUGCUAGCACUUUGCGGCCCAGGGAAAUUCCAGUCGACUACAUAUGGAGAAUGGGAAAUGGUGGAAGGGAAUUAACGUUUACGGGGGACCUAUGACAAGUCAGGGAACUGACUCCCCAAUUUGAUUCUCAUAAUAACCACACAGAAAAGCUAACGUUUUUAUUUUACAACCUCUCCGGAGUGUGUUACCGACUCAGGAUGGGCUGGUGAUGGAAUCAGAAGGUAUUUUAUGUUGGCUCUGAGUCCAAGGCCCUGCCUUCUCUGCUGCCUCUGUCCUUGGUCUCUCCAGCCCCCUGUUUCUGGUGGAAAUCGCCUGCCCAGGGAGGAAAACAUCCCCAAGGUCAGGAACUGAAGCACAGAAAUGACUGGGACAGAUGAUUGGGACGUGACCUAUAUGAUUUCUUUAAAAAGCAGCCUAUGGAUGGAGCUGGAAGGGAAUAUGCUAAGCGAAAUUAGUCAGAAGGAAAAAGAUCAACAUCAGAUGGUCUCACUUACAUGUGGACUAUAGAGAAACCGAACAAAGGGUCAAGAAAAAGACAAAACUUGCAAAGUCACCACAGAUCUGAGGCCUCCAGCAAGAGAGGGGGAGGAAAAGGGAUCAAAACAGGGUGGGAAGAGCACAAGGGACUGUGGUGACGGUCACAGGUGCUUUGGUGGUGGAGGAGCCACAGGGACUGCACCUGAGGGGAAAAAUCAAACACUACAACAAUAAAUAAUGAUGUCAGAAAGUAAAUAAAUAAAUUUAAUUAAAUGAAAAAAAGCAGCACACCUAAUUAUUUGAAUAAAACACACAGAGGUCUGAGAUCCUGGAAGACACUUACCUGGUGUAAACUUUGCUACCAUCUUGCACUAGUAGGAACUUUUAAUGCCUGAACUGAUCUGACCUCAGUACUUUAUUUAUUUAUUCAUUCAUUUAUUUAUUUAUUUUAAAGAUUUAUUUAUUUAUACAAGAACUGGGACACAGGGCAGAGGUGUGGGGGGUGAGAGCAUUCACCAGAGACAGAGCGGGGAGCAGAACAGGCAGACUGACUGAAAUCCACUGCUGAGGGGAGCAGCAGGGAGACAGGAGAGGUCUGCCGUGCCAUGUGGGUAUCUCCCUGGUCGGCCGGGGAUCGAACCAGCACUGCAGAGGCUGUGGACAUCUUCACAGCACUCAGCCCACUGCGCCACCAGGGAGGCCCUGAUCUCAGUACUUUAAAAGUGAAAGCUUUGAUGUGACUCUUGUAAGAAAAGACACCCUCCACACUCUCAUUCACCAGUAUCUCAAAUGCACACACAGUCAGGGGCCUUCAUUAGGGGAGGGAUUUUUUUCUAAGAAUUAUUAUCACUUCCUGCCUUACAUUUAAAUGUGUGGUUCACAAAUACUUUUCCAGAAACCAUUUCCUUAAGUUCACUGAGAAAAGCACAUUAUUCUUUUAAGUGAAACUCUUUGUUCUGUAACAUGGAAUUAAAAAAAAAUUAUUAGUCCUUAUUUUCUUUGUGUGUAUAUAUAUUUUUAU
This is a messenger RNA of Talpa occidentalis (Iberian mole), 3873 nucleotides long. It is a transcript of the gene CCDC170, whose product is annotated as coiled-coil domain containing 170. The transcript has 11 exons. Gene Ontology annotation, biological process: microtubule cytoskeleton organization. Bases 76 to 2172 code for a protein of 698 amino acids. The record is from RefSeq and is a predicted model, not a curated record. Lineage: Eukaryota; Metazoa; Chordata; Mammalia; Eulipotyphla; Talpidae. Gene Ontology annotation, molecular function: microtubule binding. Gene Ontology annotation, cellular component: Golgi apparatus.